Phyllostomus hastatus (greater spear-nosed bat) is the source of this 1184-nucleotide messenger RNA. Its product is annotated as NKG2-D type II integral membrane protein-like. The transcript has 8 exons. Bases 72 to 926 code for a protein of 284 amino acids. Gene Ontology annotation, cellular component: external side of plasma membrane. Gene Ontology annotation, molecular function: signaling receptor activity. Lineage: Eukaryota; Metazoa; Chordata; Mammalia; Chiroptera; Phyllostomidae. Gene Ontology annotation, biological process: positive regulation of natural killer cell mediated cytotoxicity. The record is from RefSeq and is a predicted model, not a curated record.
ACCACAGAAUCAGGAAGAAACUCCCGGGUCCCAGCAUUCUACUGGGAGGACAGGCAUAGACCGAGAGUCCAAUGCCCAAAUUUUCAAAAAUCUACCCAAAGGGUGGGCUUCUGUCUUCUACCCAGAAGGUCUUUAGACUGAAACAAUUGAUAACACUAUGUGUCGGCAAGGAUAUGGAGGACACUUGCAUAACUAUGACAACUCUCCGGUAUAUGUUCAGUUUUCAUGUCACAACUCGAAGUGAGCAUCCUGCCAAGAAGACUGUUUCUCACCACAAGUUGCAGUGUGGUCUCCGCAUCUUCUCCCCUUGUGAGAUGAGUGAAUCACACAAUUACAAACUUAAACUUGAAAAUCGUUCUACUUCUGUACCAGGACAAAAGAAAAGAUCCACAUUGAUCACGAACACAUCUGGGGGAAACCCAUCUCCAUUUGUUGUUGCCCGGUCCAUUGCUCUAGCUAUGGGGAUCCAUUUCAUUGUGAUGGUGACGAUAUGCAGCUCCAUAAUCAUAAUAAACUCAUUAUUCAAUGAAGCAGCUCCAAUUUCUUUGAAUGAAACUUACUGUGGCCCGUGUCCUCAAAACUGGAUAUGUCAUAGAAACAACUGCUACCAAUUUUUUAGUGAGAAAAAAAGCUGGCUUCAGAGCCAAGCUUCUUGUAUGUCUCACAAUUCCAGUCUCCUGAAGAUAUAUAGCAAAGAAGAGCAGGAUUUCCUCAAACUGGUGAAGUCCUAUCAUUGGAUGGGACUCGUACAAAAUCCAGCAAAUGGAUCCUGGCAGUGGGAAGAUGGCUCCAUUUUCUCUCCCAGUCAACUAACAUUGGUUGAAAUGGAGAAUGGAACCUGUGUGGUUUAUGGCUCCAAUUUUAAAGGUUACACAGAAAACUGUUCGACCCCAAACACAUACAUCUGCAUGCAUGGGAUUGUGUGAUGACUUUAUUGUUCAUAAAAUAUAAAGGAUCCAAAAACAAAAAUGCCAUUCUCUGAGUGUUUAUCAUGAAGAAAACAUCCAGAAGAAAAUUCCACCAAUAUUUAUAAUUUUUUUCACCUGACAUGCCACAAACCAUAAUCAGCUGCAAGCAAAGGCUAACAAUCAAAGACUUUAUCUUCUAUAACAUGUUUUGUAUAAUUUUUAAUUUAUUAAGUGAUGAACAAAUUCAUUCUUAAGUUUAAUAAACUGUUGAUAAUA